This is a messenger RNA of Candidozyma duobushaemuli, 7635 nucleotides long. It is a transcript of the gene FMP27, whose product is annotated as Fmp27p. The transcript is spliced from 2 exons. NCBI's taxonomy places the organism in Eukaryota, Fungi, Ascomycota, Pichiomycetes, Serinales, Metschnikowiaceae. The coding region runs from base 1 to 7635 and encodes 2544 amino acids. The record is from RefSeq and is a predicted model, not a curated record.
AUGCACCCGAUUCUCUACUGGGCCACUGCGGCAGUAGCUUCUUGGGUUGCUUUCUGGCUUGUGGUCUACUACCUCUUUGGAGGCUGGUUGGGCUACAUCUCCAUCAAUAAUGGUAUAUCCUUCAACCACAUACGGCUCAAGACGAGGAAAGUCGACCUCUCGGCGAAUACCGUGCGUUUCAGGCUCUGGGGAAACUCCAAAAGGAUCAUUGUUUCAGAUCUACGGGCUGAAAUCCUCCCGAGUAGCAGCCCUAGAAAGAGCAAGCCUAAGGGGUCAACCAGCUCGUCCGAAAGCAGUCCGGACCCCAUUUCCAUCCUCCCGAGAUACUUCAGAUGGCUCUUCCGUUUCCUCCUAUGGCACCUUCCUUCGGUUGCUAUCGAAUUGAAACUGUCCCAAUUGGUGCUCUCCAAGGAUACCGUGGACUUGGAUUCCCUUCUAUUCGUCUUGAGGAGGAAGAAGGCCCCUAAUAGAAAAGACUUUCUCCGGUUGAUCUUGGAGGUCUCGGGCCACAGCAUCUUCUCCUCGCCAACAUCAGCAUCUUCCUUGGUGCCUCCAUUGUCCAUUGGCACCUUUAACAUCACCAGCAAGACCAUUGUUGACACAUCCAGUGGUAUCUUGAGCAACUCCGUGAUGCAAUUCUACUUGGACAACUCAGAAAUUGGUGCUUUCCAAAUCUUGAGACACCUUUUCCAGGAGGUCACCGAAAGUCCACAUCCACCCCCUCCGAAGCAGCAGUCAGAACCAAAGGAGGCCCAGCUACAAGAGCUUGUGGACAAGCUUUCCAGAACAUACCAGAAAAUCUCCGGCUUGGUCAAGGAGGUUUCCCUCAAUAUCUGCAAUUCCCGUGUUUUGGGUAUUCCUUGCAUUCCAACUUCCUCCACCUGUGACUUAGACGAGUACUUCUCCCAUGUUGAUCCACCCACAUCAUUCUCCGUUUCCGUCAAGUCUGUUGCUGUCCAGGCCACGCUUCUCACAGACAAUGCUGCUGGCUUCAUGGCCUUGUUCAACAACAAAAGCGAUCGACCAUUGCAUCUCACAGCCUCUGUGGUUUUGCUUCAGCUGUUCUUCGUAACACGCAAGUACGACAAAUCCGCAGACCUCUGGCACUCGGAAAUCGACGAAUUCCUCAACAUACCCAAUCUCAGUUGCACCCUCAAGACGAAUUUCCUUGACCACUUGGCCAGAGGGUUAGGUUUCAAGGACUGCUCAAUGGAAUUCUAUUCAUCCGUCAGUAACCCAAUUGUGGAUCUCAGUGUGAGCCAAAUUUCAUUACUUUCAUACAACCGUGUCUUGGCCAAGAAGGUGAUGAUUCUCAGGAAGUUGAAGAAGAAGCAGCAUGAACCCUCUCACUCCCGAAAACAAUCCAAGUCAGAGAACGAAACUGAUGAUGACAAUAAAUCCACUACAGAGUCUCCAGAAACACCCGUCGCUCACAAGUUCGAUGGUCUAUACAAGGCUCACCAGGCUCCACCAACAACAUUACUCGAUAAAGCUGUGAGCUUACUAAACGAAUACUACCCGCAAAUCGGUGUCAAGUGUGCAAUCGAACAACCACAAUAUGUCGUUCGUUUGGACGGAGAGGAAGUGAAACUAAUUGACAUUUCCUAUUCUUUGAUGUACUUCCAUUUGCUCACGACUCCUAAUAAUGAUUACGACGCUAAAUGUCAUGUGCUCCAUCCAUGUCUCAAAUAUUCACAGAAGAUCGAUGUUCCUGAAGGUGACGAAAACCCUCGACUCAGCGAAGAGGUUAUUGGCUGCAAUAACGCCGAGCUCCUGUUCCAUGUUCUCAAGAACCUUCGUUGGAAGGUGUCUGCAUUGGCAGAAAACGCGUUCAUCAAUUUAGCCAAACCUGACGUUCUCAACGGUAUCAACGAAAUUGUUUCCAGAAUGACAAAGAUCUCGUUUGAGAACCUCGAGAAUGGUUCAGUGAACCAGUUCUUCAACAAGCGUCUUUUAGAAGAUUUUGGAGCUGAACCAUCAAAACCUUCUCUGCUGUCUCAUCAUCACCACAGUCACAAACAGUCUUCCAUUGACAAGCUCUACAAAAAUCUUCCAUCAUGGUUUGUUUCCGCAGAUGUCGAACUUAAGGGCCUCAAGGCUGUGCUUGGUUCUACAUCUCCACUUCUACCACCGGAGUUGAUUGCUGAGCUUUCAAAGAAAUCAGAGGCUCUCAUGUGUGACUCUGACCAGCUCAUAGAGCUCAAGAUCGAACAUCAUUCCAUCAACAUAAUCAACGAUCAAGAUGCUGAAGCUCAUGCUUAUACAGAUGAGAACAACUCAGACUCACUGGAAACUCUAGCAUUCGAAGAUCUGAACUUGAUGUACUGGAAGGUUCUGGCUGGCCUCAAAAACUUCCAGCUUUUUGCUAAGAGGAGGAAGACCAAGGACACCCCAUUGCUUACUCUUGACAAUAUUGAGACAUCGUUGUCUGCAAUUAACCGUGAUGAAGUCAAUGAAUUGGUGCUCGACAACAACAUCGGAGAGAUUGGCGGUACUAUUGACAGGACCAAGGUGUUCACAGUUCUUGGUCUGAUUCAUUUGAUCUUGCAAACUAUUGUUAUUCCGGUCAAGAAUGUAAGAUCUCAAAUCAACAAGGAUUUGGAGAAGUUUGAGAGGUACGAGAGACGUCAAAGUGUUUCUGAAGGAUCCAAGAAGGUGACUGUUCUGUUGAACCUCAAGAAGAUCAACUACAUUGCUAAUCUUUCUGACGAGUUCAAGCUUCGUCUUCAAGCAUUCGAUAUGAAUGUCGUCUCGAGAAACAAGGUGACAAACAUCAAUCUCUUUUUCGUGAGACUUCUUGCGGAUUCACCUAGAUUCAAGAACAUGUGGUGCAGACUUGGUUGUGUCGAUUCUGUCGAUAUCAAGUUGAACGAUCCCAAUGAGGCAGAAAAGAUUGCGAUAUCCGCAUCUCAUCUUCGCUUUUUCCAGCCUGAUGGGUUUGUGGCAUACAAGCUUUUCGACAAUAUCUCCAUCUUCCUCAAGAUCAUCAAGCACCUCGUCAAAUGUCUCAAGGCUUCUGAGAAAACAACCAUCAUCUAUCCAAACGAGUCGCCUCCACUUAAGGUACCCAACAUCAGAUUCAAUGCAACCAAUGUUAGUUACAUGAUGGAGGAUGAUCCAUUCGAAACCGAACUUGGAUACCAAUUCCAAUUGGGCCUUGUGGAGCAAAGGAAGCGUAUGGACAUGCUUUCAGCUUUUGAGGAGGAAGUGAAGCAAACAGGCAUUGACGAGGAUGAAUUUGACGUUCGCCUUCAACAGAUGCGUAUAACACUCUCGGAUCUGUGGAUUAGAAAGGUAAACAUGUACAAGGAAACUGUGGCAAAGGAGUUGAAGGAUCAUGGCAAGUACAAUAUCGGUAACGAACUCGAGCUUGCUGACAGUGAAAACCACAAAAUUGUUUCCUACAACAUUGCACCUCCAUUAUUAAAGAUCAUCAUGGCAGACCUCGACAUUCUCAUUAGCUCUACCCAAUUCUCUUUGGACGAGCUUCCUCAGUAUAUUCAUGAUGUUGGACAGGGAGUGCCCCUUGACACGACUUACAAUCUUAUGCUUCCAACUUACAUCGACAUGUGUGUCAACGAAUUGAGAAUUCACUUAAGAGACUAUCCUUUGCCAUUGCUUCACUUACCUAGAGCCAAAGAUUCUCAAGGCAGAGGACGAGCCCUUAUGAUGAAGGGCCACUUGGUGAUUGGUGAAGCUCUUUGUCUUGAGAAGGAACAUUUGAGACAGAUGGAAGUCCAGCUUAGAGGCCCUUCAGAAGACUCCAAUGACGAACUCCACAAGUAUGACCAUCUUACCAUCAACAAGUCGCUCACUUCUGUGAAGAUCUUUACCGAUAUGGAUGUUCAGUUUGACUCAAAUGCGCCAUGUCGUUUCGUUUGGGGGCAAGCCUAUCAAUUCGGUAUUCAGCAGGUCAUGCUUAAUUUCGAUUCCUUCUCUAAACCACCGGUUGAUCCAUCGAACAAACUCGGUUUCUGGGACAAGUUGCGUAUGCUUCUUCAUGGUAGGUUUUCCAUCAGAGCAGAAGGUUCGACUCAGGUUGAAGUGGCCUUCAAAGGUGGAAGAGAUCCAUAUGACCUUUUCCCUGAAGCCGCUGGUUUCAUCCUCUCGUUUCAGGACCAAGUCAAUUGGAGAAUUAAUCACGAAGACAAUUCACUCAAGUUCUUUGAUAUCCUGGCUCAGAGGGUAUCUUGGUAUAUUCCUAACUACCUUGCCGCUCCACUUAUGGCUUGGACUAGAGACAGUUCAGACUCUGUUUUCCUCCCUGAUUACCAUAGGAUGACAAACACGAUUCAUGCCUACUAUUUGCUCAGAACCCCUCCUCAUUCUACUGCUGAAAAUGCCACCAACCCUGACAUCAACAUUGAGGAGAAGAUGGCAAUUGAGUUAAGUGGUGGUAUCAGAUACAUCGUUGGAUUCCUUUUACAGAGAAACAAACCUGAAGGGGGUGUCACAAACGACUGUAUUCCUCACUACGACAUCAUUCCUUAUAAUCCAGAAUUCUGCUCCGAAGACCAUGAUACCUACAAGGGAUUCAGGAGUUCCAGACUUCACAUGACGAUGUCUUUAGCUGCUCACACUGAGGACAGUUACAAUACUAUUCAUUUGAGUCCUGGAGCGUUCAAUAUAUUCUUUAAGUGGUGGAAGAUGUUCCAGGGUAAUAUGAUGCUUCCAAUCAGAAGAGGCAUUGUGUUCGGAGAGAAGAAGGCAAGUCCUAAAUUCUCACAACAUCUUUUCACAAAUAAGUUCUUGUUCCAGAUCCGAAACCUUUUCAUCAGUCACAUCUACAGAGAGGAGUAUUUCAAAAAGGAUGAUGACUUCAUUGAGUGCUUUGGUUUGAGAGCCAGAGUCAAGGACUUUGUCGUCGAUUUGCAUCAACAGAAGGAGGAGCGUAUCUCAUUGCAUAAACCUUCUGGUAAGGAAAUCAAAACUCUUAAGAUGAUCAUGAAACUAGGUGAAGUCAGUCUUUCCGAAAUUGAUAUGCGCCUGGUUCGUGCUAAAAUCUUCAGAGACACCUACCACUCGGAGGACUUGGGUAAGAAGGGUUGCAAGAUGAAGAUUUUCGACAACAACAAACAGUGGUUUGAUCCAAGAGACUUCCAUGAGGCAUUCAAGUCCAACAAGAAUGAGAAAUUCAGCUUGGUGGAGGUCUUGCCGAUGGCUUACUCAGAGAGAUUUUCUUACAUCAGGGAUACCACUGAUAUGACUGGUGGAAAUAAGGACUCGGCGGAAGAGAGUCACGAUUGUAAGUUGAACACUAACGAUAUCCAUAGUGCUCAGAUUAAUGUUGCAAAGAGACGACUCACCGAUUUGGAGGAGCUUCACGAGAAAGAAACAAGCCCGGACAUUGAGAGACGUAUCAGUGCUUUGAAGGUCUUCAUGAGAGGCUUUGCUAACGAAAGGAAGAAGAAUGAAAGAAGAGCUAGUCAGCAAAGUGCCUUCAACCGAAAGGAGCAUUUCCAUAACCGUUUCGUGGUCACAUCGAUGUUGUUCAAGUGGAAUGUGAAAGUUCGUGAUGUGUUCACCAAGUACUUGCUUUUUGCUCAGAUCAACUCCAAGUCCAGAAAGUUCUUAUCUUACGAGUUUGUCAGUAUGCUCGAAGGCUUGAUCAACAAACAAGACUCUCAGUCUGACCGCUUUUCUGUGGCAUCCUCGUCAGUUUAUGAGGACAAUGCAAGAGGAAGAAAGCUCAGUCAUACCUCGAUGAAGAUGGGCAGUUCGCAAGAACGUCUUGACAAUUUCGAUGCUAUUUUGAGAGAAGUUACUGGUGACGAGAGAAUUGCUGAGGACUACAAGAUCGAAGUGAUUGGGGUUCAGAUUCAAUUACACACCGAGCAAGUCAUUGAUACUGUUUCAAUUAUCUCAGCGCCUUUAUUGGAGCUGAAGAUUGUCUCGGUUCUUCCAAAGAGCGACAAUCCUUUGGUCAUCAAUACCACUGUGCCUGAAAAGAGAUAUGGUGCCAUGCUUCACGACGCCAGUGUUACCAUCCUUGAAAAGAAGACCGUUAAACAUGGCCAUCCUAUCCUUGAUUUGAAACCAUGGGGAAGCAAGGCUAACUGGCCACCAUGGCUUGGUAUUGAGACUUGCAGAGACAGCUCAUUCGUUGAACCAACUUUGAUGCCAAUUGAGCGUAUGUCUGUGAUGUUGACUUACGAUCAGGUCAAUGCACUGGCGAGCGAUUUGGAGCAUCAAGAUGACAAUAAUGAAAUUGCUUCUCGAAAUGAAACACUCAGUGAUCUGUCGUCGUCAGCGAAGAACAAGCUUAGAGUUGAUAUACCGAAGGUCAGUAUCACUUCCACCUCCAAACAAUACCUUGCACUUUACGCUACAGCACUCAAUUUGAUUCACUACUCCGACCCGCUUAUGAAUGAAAUUAAGGACAAACUACUGAAACUCAAUUUCCAGACUGAGUUCGAGGAUUACAGAGCCAUGCAUAACCGUUUGACCAGUCUUCACACUUAUAUGAUGACGCUCAAUGUUUUGCUGAGAGGAUACGGUUACAGGCACGAGUAUCUCAAUAACGAGGAGCUCAAUUCCUUCCUUUUCAUUAAUUCUGAGAUUGACGAUACCAACUUUGAGAUUCUAUUUACAGUCGAAGCACUCUUCAUGCGUGAUGCAUUUGCCGAUUCUUCCAAACUGACCGUCGCAGACUGGAUCAUUGGAACGGAUGAAGUCACUUUGCACAUGUUGCAAGACGACAGAAAGCCAAUUCUUGACUUGAGAGUUGAAGGCGGCACUUGCAAGAGAGUUUUGAUGGAAGAUGGUUCGAACGAUAACAGAAUCCAGAUCAGAGACAUUCAGGGCAACAACUUGGUGAAGGGCGCUCCAUACAAGAGGUUUGUCGAGUCGGUGUAUCCACCUGACGACGAGAACCUCAUUGUCGUUGACUGGUCGAUGCAAAAACCAGUUGGAGGAAUCAAGAUCAUUGAGAACUUUGAGAUCAACUCUAGACCCUUGAAGAUUCGCUUUGAUGAAGUUACUGGACGGCAAUUGAUGCGAUUCAUCUUCCAAACGGAUCAGGAGAACGAGAUCGAAAAUAGUACUCUCAUCAAGAUGAACAACGACAUGAAGGAGAUUGAUGAGCAGGACAAGCCCGACGGUGAUGAUGAUUCCAAGAAGAAGAAGAGACAGAAGGAGAAGCUUAAGCUGGGCGAAGAAGAGGAAGAAGAAGAAGAAGAAGAAGAGGACGAUUUAUCUGAUCAAGCUUCAUUGACAAGUACAACCGCUAUCUCCAACCGAGAUCUGAAGAAUUUCGAUGCACGCUCGAAAUCUGUCAAGAAGAAGAGCUCGUUGAAGGAUUCUUCCUUCUCCAGUGGAGAUGAAGGUGAUUUUGAGGAGGAUGUCGCCAAAAUGAUUGAAAGGUCGAAGAAAUACUUCAGUGUUACCAACAUGAACUUCCGUCCUUUCGAGGUGAUGAUCUCGUUGAAACUCAAGUCUGGCUUCAAGCGGGUUUUGAAUGUCACAGAUUUCCAGCUUGAGCUUCCUGGUUUCCACGUUGAGAAGGAGCUUCUCUCCAUGCUUGACGUCGUGGAUAUGAUGAAGAAGAUGUUGACAAAGUCGCUUCUUUCACACAGUGGGCAGCAGCCGUCGCAACAAAAAGAAGGAUCGCUACGAAGAAGUGGUCGGCACGGCUAA